Molecule: messenger RNA, 722 nt
Organism: Eutrema salsugineum
Lineage: Eukaryota; Viridiplantae; Streptophyta; Magnoliopsida; Brassicales; Brassicaceae
Product: pectinesterase inhibitor 11
Exons: 1
Coding region: 10-615 (201 amino acids)
Biological process (GO): negative regulation of catalytic activity
Molecular function (GO): enzyme inhibitor activity
Source: RefSeq, a predicted model, not a curated record
UUCAAAGCAAUGGCAAAGCAAAUACUAUACGCUCUCUUUCUAGUCCUCUUAUCAACGACGGAUCUCACUACGGCCUCCUCAGCCGCUGCCGCAGGAACUUCGAAACGCGCAAUAAACUUCAUACAAGCCUCUUGCAAAGCCACCACAUACCCAACAAUAUGCAUCAGCUCUCUCUCCGGUUACGCAAACUCCAUCCAAACAAGCCCUCGACGUCUAGCCGAAACUGCACUCACCGUGACUGUUACCCAAGCCCAGUCCACAAAAGUCUUUGUCUCACGGUUGGCCCGUUUCAAAGGUCUCAAGAAACGAGAGGUCCAAGCCAUUAAGGACUGCAUCGAGGAGGUAAAUGAUACCGUUGACCGUUUGACCAAAUCGAUCCAUGAAGUGAAGAUGUGUGGCAGUGCUAAGGGUCAUGACCAGUUUUGGUUCCAUAUGAGCAAUGCUCAGACUUGGACCAGCGCUGCUUUGACUAAUGCCAACACUUGCUCCGAUGGAUUCUCUAGACGGAUCAUGGAUGGUCGGAUCAAGAACUCGGUUCGUGCACGGAUAGCGAAUUUGUCAAGAGGAACUAGCAACGCUCUAGCUUUGAUCAAUGCUUUUGCUCAAAAAUACUAAUGAAUACGUUUUUUUUUUUUUUAUUAUACAGUUUGAGCUACAAAUGUGUAAAAGCUUUAAAGAAUCUUGAAUUCAGAUCCGAAGUUUCUGGAUAAAUUUUGAUAUUA